Molecule: messenger RNA, 546 nt
Organism: Enterobius vermicularis (human pinworm)
Lineage: Eukaryota; Metazoa; Nematoda; Chromadorea; Rhabditida; Oxyuridae
Source: the annotation of a GenBank genome assembly
AUGAUAGUAGAUGUUAUUUCAGAAGGAUUUCGUGGUGGCAGAUUAGGAGGAAGAGGAAUGUCCGCUUUUAAGGGUAAAGCUAGAAGUUUAGGAAUGAAAAAACCUGGAGUUCUGAAAAAUAAAAGUGUCAAAAGCAUUGGCAGAGGUUUGAAAUCAGGUUUCAAAACUGCUGGUGGCCUUUUCAAAGGAGCCGUGUCUGGAUUAGGAGGAUUGGCUUCUUCAAUUGGUGGUUUAGCGCUAGAUAGUUUUGACCUAGAUAGUUUUGACUUUCCAAAAUAUCGCUAUGGAAUAACUCAACAACUCCUCCUGGUUGGUGGUGGAAUAUUAGUUGCGGUAAUUGGAGCUUGCUUUGCUGGUGGAGCCCAGCUGCUAGGAAGAGGUCCUGCACAAUCCCUACCCGGUAGCAUUAGUAGCUACGGAUUGCAAGGCUCAUAUGGUGCUACAGGUUAUGGAACUGGAUACAGUGGCCUGAUAUAUGGUGCUGGCACUUACAGUCAACCAAGCUAUUAUUCACCGGCCGCAAAUGUGUAUGAAUCUCUUUAUUGA